Molecule: messenger RNA, 2437 nt
Organism: Notothenia coriiceps (black rockcod)
Lineage: Eukaryota; Metazoa; Chordata; Actinopteri; Perciformes; Nototheniidae
Gene: vps33b
Product: VPS33B late endosome and lysosome associated
Exons: 23
Coding region: 106-2022 (638 amino acids)
Biological process (GO): vesicle-mediated transport
Source: RefSeq, a predicted model, not a curated record
GCAGGUAGCUUUUAAUAUCAGCUUAACCUACCUUUUGCUUAUUUUAUCUACAUAUAUUCACCCCCUUAUAUAUGUUAUGUAUUGAAUAUUAAGUGUUGGCCCAGAAUGGCUCACAGUGCCAGGAGAGAUUGCCCGGAGCUCCCUGACUUCUCUCUGCUAAAAACGCUGGCCAGAGAUCAUCUCAUCUACCUGCUGGAACAGCUGCCGGGGAAGAAGGACCUCUUCAUUGAGCCUGACUUGAUGAGCCCGCUGGAUCGUAUCGCCAAUGUGUCAAUACUAAAGCAACAUGAAGUUGACAAACUCUACAAAGUGGAAUAUAAACCUGUUAUCAGCACCUCAGAUCAGCUCUGUUUUCUGAUCCGGCCAAGAAUACAAACUGUGAAAUGGAUAUGUGAUGUGGCCAAUGCAGACAAAGCAGCAGGAAAAUGUAGAAGAUACAAGAUAAUCUUUACCCCAAAGAAGUUCUAUUCAUGCGAUGCGGUGCUAGAGGAACAGGGGAUCAUCGGCGAUGUGACCACUGAUGAGUGGUCUUUCUAUCUUCUUCCUCUCGACGAUGACAUCAUCAGUCUGGAGCUGCCGGAAUUCUUCCGAGACAACUUCCUGGCGGGGGACCAGCGCUGGGUGAAGACCGCCGGCAGCGCUCUGCACCUCAUUCACUCGCUCUACGGGCCCUUCUCAAAGGUCUAUGGGAUUGGACGAUGUUCCAAGAUGGCGUACGAGUCGUGGAGGGAGCAGGUGGCAGAGGGAGAGCAGAGAGCUCAAAAGGCUGAAAUAGGAAAAGUGUUUCUCAUCGACAGAGACGUGGACUUUGUCACUCCUCUGUGCUCACAAGUUGUGUAUGAAGGACUCGUGGACGAUAUUUUUAGAAUCAAAUGUGGAUGUGUGGAGUUUGGACCUGAGGUUACCUCGUCUGACAAAAGUAUGAAAGUCAUGCUGAACUCUCAGGAUAAGGUUUUCAACGAAAUCAGAAACGAGCAUUUCUCAAACGUCUUUGGCUUUCUCAGUCAGAAAGCCAGGAAUCUCCAGUCGGCAUAUGAUAAGCGACGGGGGAUGGACAUAAAGCAGAUGAAGACGUUUGUGUCAGAAGAGUUUAAAGGGUUGAAACAGGAACAUCGGCUGCUUAGCCUACACAUCGGUGCCAGUGAAUCCAUAAUGAAGCAGAAAACUAAGCAGGACUUUCAGGAGCUGCUGAAGACAGAACACUCUUUACUUGAAGGAUUUGAAAUCCGGGAAAGCAUUUCUUUCAUAGAGGAGCACAUCAACAGACGGGUUUCUAUGCUAGAAAGUCUGAGGCUGCUUUGUCUUCUGUCCAUCACGGAAAACGGACUUCUGCCAAAAGACUUCCGCUCACUAAAAACACAGUUUCUACAGAGCUAUGGAGUGGACCACCUGCUCACAUUUGCCAACCUGAGGCAGUUGGGGCUGUUGGUGGAGCAGCAGCCCGGGGAGAUGCUGACCGUCAUGGAGAGCAAAGUGGGCAAACUGGUCAACGACAAAACUGCAGGAAAGUUGACUGAUGCCUUCUCUUCUCUUGCGAGGAAGAGCCAUUUCAGAGCCCUGAGCCGAAAGCUCAACCUGGUGCCGAAGUCAGAUGAAGAAUAUGACCUACGUGUCCCCAGAGACAUGGCCUACAUCUUCAGCGGGGCCUACGUCCCUCUGAGCUGCAAGCUGGUGGAGCAGGUGUUGGAUCGGGACGGCUGGACUGGUCUUGAAGAAGUGACCAAGCUGCUGAACGGGCAUGAAUUUGCUGUCACAGGCAACAACGGAGCCGAUUCAAAAGCAAAGAGCGACGCUCAGCGCAUCGUCCUCGUCAUGUUCCUCGGUGGCUGCACCUUCUCUGAGAUCUCAGCCCUACGGUUCCUCGGCAGAGAGAAGGGUAAACAUUUGUCUGCCAGUCAUCUUCUGAUGGUUUCCUCCCUUUCGUCUUCAUUCUUCCUGUUUGUGCAGCUGUUGCUUGGAGUUUCACUUCUUCUGUUGUACCAGUUAAUCUCACGGCCUUAUUGUAUUCUCAACUGCUCCUAAUGAUUUCUCAGGCUACACAUUUUUAAGAUUUGGGGAAUUUUUAAAUAUGUUUAAGAUAUUUGCUUGGAUGGUGUGAUUUGUAGUUUAUUCUUGCACUUUUAAGAUAUUCAUAUCAGAAUACUUUGUUUACCCCAGGGGAAAAUGGGUUUUGUUACGGUUUGAAAUAAAACCAUUUUAAAAUGAAAGAAAUAUUGAGAAAAUAAUUAUACAAAUGUAAGAAGUUACAUUAAGAAUGUGUAAUACAAGGAUACAAUACAAUUAAGAUAUUUAAAAUGCGAUCAAAAUCAACAUGAUGGUGGUUUACCAGCAGAAACCUUACACCCCUUCUUGUGUUUCUCUUAAUAACAUUACGAUAAAGAAAUAUUAAACUUACAUUAAACUGCAACUAUGCAUUCAAAUCUUACGAAUACUUUUG